CCUCCUCCUCCUCCUCCUCCUCAGUGCAGAGGGGGCCAGAUCGCGAACGCCCUCAGCUCUCGCCUGCGGUACAGAAUUGCAAAGAUUCGCAAGCCUCUGAGUGAAGGCGGUUGCCCCAAUGGUCAACCUAAAAUGUCGAACCCCGCCCCCUCCUCCUCCUUUAUUCUGAGACUAUGGUCCCAGAUACCUCCGCUAGAUACCCCCAGCCAGGGGAAAACAGCCCCUCAGCUCCUACAGUCAAUCCCCCUAACGUGCUGCAGAUCGCUGCUCAUCAACUCCAGAAAAUAGAGGCCUGUUAAGCUGGAAAUUUCUUCCAGUAGGUUCAGGAUUUCAAAGGAAACAGACUCUGCUUAAAGUCCACGGUCCCUGACGUCAAAAGAACACAAAAGUAAGAACACAGGAGCAAGCCUUGGAUCAGCUGCACCCUUCAUUAACCAUGAUGGAACACCUGUAUAAACUUCACCUUCUGCCAUACAUCUCAGUGUCCUCGAAUGAUACCGUACCGCAAGUACAGCAGACUCUUUUCCCAAGUCCCGAGGAAGGCUGGGAAAUCUACAGUUCCGCCCAGGAUCCCGAUGGGAAGUGCGUAUGUGCGGUAGUGGCCCAGCGGAGUAUGUGCUCACGUGACGCACGGAGUAAGCAACUCCGACAGCUGCUGGAGAAGGUUCAGAACAUCUCCCAGUCUAUUGAGGUCCUGGAUCUUCGCACCUACAGGGAUCUCCAAUAUGUCCGGAACACAGAAUCACUGAUGAAAGUUCUCAAUGCCAGAUUGAAAGUCGCAGCAGAGAGUCAAACAAACCUGUUGAACAAAAAUUUUCAGGACUUAAAGGAGAAGAUGAAUGAAUUGUUGCCACUAAUCCCAGUCCUCGAUCAAUACAAAUCUGAUGCCAGACUGAUCCUGAAGUUAAAGGAAGAAGUUCGGAACCUGUCGGUGGUGUUGCUGGGAAUCCAGGAAGAAAUGGGUGCCUAUGACUAUGAGGAACUCCAGCACAGAGUCAUGCUCCUUGAGCAGAGACUCCAUGCUUGCAUGCAGAAACUGGGCUGUGGGAAGCUGACAGGAAUCAGUAACCCAUUCACCGUCCGAGCAUCGGGCUCCCGCUUUGGUGCGUGGAUGACCGACACUCUGGCUUCCAGUACAGAGAACCGGUUGUGGUACAUGGAUGGAUAUCUGAACGGCCGGACUGUCCGUGAGUUCCGCUCCUUCAAUGACUUCGUCAAGGGGGAGAAGUUUGUGAUCUACCGCCUGCCCCACCCUUGGGCGGGCACGGGUCACGUGGUCUUCAACGGCUCACUGUACUACAACAAGUACCAGAGCAACAUCAUCAUCAAGUACCACUUCCGCUCGCGUAGUGUCCUGGUCCAGCGGAGCCUGGACGGCGCCGGCUACAACAACACCUAUCCCUACUCCUGGGGCGGGUUCUCCGACAUCGACCUGAUGGUGGACGAGAGCGACCUGUGGGCCGUCUACACCACCAACCAGAACGCGGGCAACAUCGUCAUCAGCCGGCUGGACUCCCAGACGCUGGAGAUCCUUCAGAGCUGGGACACCGGCUAUCCCAAGCGGAGCGCCGGCGAGUCCUUUGUGAUCUGCGGCACACUCUACGUGACAAACUCCCACCUUGCCGGUGCCAAGAUCUACUUUGCCUACUACACUAACACGUCGAGCUACGAGUAUACCGAUAUCCCGUUCCACAACCAGUACUCACACAUAUCCAUGCUGGACUACAACCCGAGAGAUCGAGUGCUUUACACGUGGAACAAUGGUCACCAGGUUCUCUACAACGUCACCCUCUUCCAUGUUGUAAAGACGUCAGGUGAAUUGUAAUGUUGUGACAGGACACUCCUUUUUACAUUUAAACAUACCCUCAUUUAAAAGAGACUGUUCAGUGUGAGUACGCAUGGUUCUUUCGUGUUACCGAACAAUAAAGUUUAACUUUGA
Messenger RNA from Carcharodon carcharias (great white shark), 1939 nucleotides. RefSeq names its product olfactomedin 2a (gene olfm2a). The record is from RefSeq and is a predicted model, not a curated record. The coding region runs from base 437 to 1825 and encodes 462 amino acids. Gene Ontology annotation, biological process: signal transduction. The transcript is spliced from 6 exons. Lineage: Eukaryota; Metazoa; Chordata; Chondrichthyes; Lamniformes; Lamnidae.